GCUUUCUCCACACCCCCCCCGCCGGAGACUCAGCCAAUUCAGCUCAGGCCCCGAAAUCUCCGAGCACGCAGGAUGUGUCGGAGAACAUAGCCGCGGUGUCUGUCGAGCAAGUGAAGAUCCGCAAGUAGUUCCCGGGUGCAGGAUUGGUGGGCACCCUGGAGCCACGCGCGGGUAGUGGGCGCGGAGCCCCGGGACGCGCAGGUCCCUUACCCGACAAACGGUAGAGAGCCCGGCCUUAGAACGCGUCGCCCGGGCUCCCUCCGUCACGUUGUCUUCUCCAAGGUCCCCAGGGCCGGACCUGAGCUCCCAGUGCACUCGCAGGCCUCCUCCAAUGAUUCAGAAGUCAUGCCCGGCGCUGCUGCAACCUCAGGAUGUCGGAGACAGGGUGGAAACGCUUAUGUUGCAUCCAGUGAUCAAAGCUUUCCUGUGUGGCUCCAUCAGUGGGACGUGCUCCACCCUCCUUUUCCAGCCCCUGGAUCUCCUCAAAACACGCCUGCAGACUCUGCAGCCCUCCGCCCAGGGAUCCAGACGUGUUGGGAUGCUGGCUCUGCUUCUGCAGGUGGUCCGCACGGAGAGUCUUUUGGGCCUUUGGAAAGGGAUGUCCCCUUCCAUCGUGCGCUGUGUCCCUGGCGUUGGAAUCUACUUUGGCACGCUCUACUCUCUGAAGCAGUACUUCCUGCGAGGCCAUCCCCCCACUGCCAUGCAGUCGGUCAUACUGGGGGUGGGCUCUCGCUCAAUUGCAGGGGUCUGUAUGUUGCCCAUCACUGUGAUCAAGACGCGUUACGAGAGCGGGAGGUAUGGCUAUGAGAGCGUCUACGCAGCCCUGAGGAGCAUCUAUCGCAGCGAGGGGCACCGGGGCCUCUUCAGUGGCCUGACAGCGACACUCCUUCGGGAUGCACCCUUUUCUGGAAUCUACCUAAUGUUUUACAACCAGACCAAAAACAUCGUGCCCCACGACCAGUUGGAUACAGCCCUCAUUCCAGUUGUAAAUUUCAGCUGUGGGAUAUUUGCGGGAAUUCUGGCCUCACUGGUAACUCAACCUGCAGAUGUUAUCAAAACUCAUAUGCAGCUCUCCCCAAUGAAAUUUCAGUGGAUUGGUCAGGCAGUGACAAUCAUCUUCAAAGACUAUGGGCUGCGUGGCUUCUUCCAAGGCGGUGUGCCCCGGGCCCUCCGCAGGACUCUGAUGGCAGCCAUGGCGUGGACAGUCUAUGAAGAGAUGAUGGCCAAGAUGGGACUGAAAUCCUGACCGAGAGGGCACUGACAGAGGAUGGGAUCUGUUGCCCUGCCUGGUUUCUGCCAGGGCUGCUUCAUCCUCCUGUCCUGGAGUACGAUGAAGCCCUAUUUGGAAAGCCAGGCAGAUGUGUCACCUUGUUACCCAGUUGAAGUAGAGAAUAGAUGGGCCUGACUCAAGGCUUCAGAAUCUCUCAAAAGGAGAGUCACUGAUACAUACAGCGCACUGGGGAGUAGGGAAAGGGUUUGCGUACCCUGCGAGGCUACCUGAAAGCAUUUCCUGGGAGGGAGCUGUCAGUGGCUCCAGCCACCCACCUACACCACAGUACCCCGCCGGACACCUGUUCUUGAGCAAGGGAUCGUGAAGCCACAGAAGCUGUGGCUGGGGAGCUCCAGCUGGGGAGGUUGGGUCUGUGGAGUGAGGCGUCACUGUCACCAGGCUGAAUUCUGCAUCUGAGAUGGUAGUGAUGUCUGGAUAAGGAAGAAAAGAUGUCAUUAUUCGGUCGGUUCCUAAUCAGCAUCUCCGAGGCUCUGGAGAAGGGAGGAAGCCUAGUGGUUUCCUAGGCUCUAAGUGUCCAAAUAAAAGGUUUUGGUCUUGUC
This is a messenger RNA of Rhinolophus ferrumequinum (greater horseshoe bat), 1830 nucleotides long. It is a transcript of the gene SLC25A38, whose product is annotated as solute carrier family 25 member 38. Gene Ontology annotation, molecular function: glycine transmembrane transporter activity. NCBI's taxonomy places the organism in Eukaryota, Metazoa, Chordata, Mammalia, Chiroptera, Rhinolophidae. The transcript is spliced from 7 exons. Bases 332 to 1246 code for a protein of 304 amino acids. Gene Ontology annotation, cellular component: mitochondrion; mitochondrial inner membrane. Gene Ontology annotation, biological process: glycine import into mitochondrion. The record is from RefSeq and is a predicted model, not a curated record.